CCCAGCUUCCAAAUGCACGCUUGUAAUUCACUUUAGAACUUGCCUGUUUUGGCUGUGUGUGGAUUUGGAAGUGGGGUACAUAACUGUAUGCUUCUGAGGAACCAUUUCCAGUUUGGGUAUUGCCACUAUAAAGUAAAUUAAAUACAUAAAUGGGGACUCUUUGAGUAUCUUUCAUGCAGAAAAAAAUUAAAUUGUUUAUUUUUCUCAAUGUUUUAGGAAUAUUUGUUUAUUAGUUGAGUUGUGUGCAUGUUGUUCCGUAAACUGUUGUGGUACACAACAAAUUGAGAAGUUAAGGAGGGAUAUUCUUGCCAUAUAAGGUGAAUAAAUGAUAUUUAGAGUCAGAACUGUAAAGGUCUUUACCUUGACCUGGUGCGUUUCUUUUCCUCUAGUUUGCAAGUCAUGUGCUCUCCGAAGAUUUUCCAUCCAGCCUGCCCAGCAGAAGAAGAUUCCAAACCGGUAUCUGGGCCAGCCCAGCCCUUUCACACACCCUCACCUUCUCAAACCAGGAGAAGUAACCCCAGGAUUGUCACAGGUGGAAUAUGCUCUUCGUCGACACAAACUGAUGGCGUUGAUCCAGAAGGAAGCCAGUGGGUGGGAUGGGUUGGACCACACAGUGAUUCUGCUAUCCAACCCCACCUACUACAUGAGCAAUGACAUCCCCUACGUUUUCCACCAGGACACUAACUUCCUGUACCUCUGUGGGUUCCAGGAGCCUGACAGCAUCCUGGUGCUGCAGAGCAUUCCUGGCAAAGCACUGCCAUCCCACAAAUCCAUACUUUUUGUUCCCCGGAGAGAUCCAAGCCGAGAGCUGUGGGAUGGGCCCAGAUCAGGUACUGACGGGGCAAUUGCUCUCACAGGAGUAGAUGAAGCUUACACCAUUGAGGAGUUCAGGCACUUGGUGGCCAAGCUAAAAGGUGAGUCAAACAUUGUUUGGUACGACUUUGCAAAACCAGUGCAUACAGAGCUGCACUCUGACUACCUGCAGCCCCUGGCUGAGAUAAAAGCUCGGAACAAAAACCACAUCCAGCACAUCCGACACCUAGUGCAAAACCUUCGUCUCAUCAAAUCUCCUGCAGAGAUUGAAAGGAUGAAGAUAGCUGGACGAGUGACAGCAGAAGCUUUCACAGAGACAAUGUUUGCCAGCAAAUCCCCAGUGGAUGAAGCCUUUCUAUAUGCAAAGUUUGAGUUUGAGUGCCGGGCUCGUGGUGCUGACAUCUUGGCGUACCCCCCUGUUGUUGCUGGUGGCAACAGAUCAAACACUUUGCACUAUGUGAAGAACAAUCAGCUCAUCAAGGAUGGUGAACUGGUCUUGUUGGAUGGUGGGUGUGAGUCUGCCUGCUAUGUAAGUGACAUCACACGUACCUGGCCUGUCAAUGGAAGGUUUACCAGACCCCAAGCAGAACUGUACCAGGCUGUCCUGGAUAUCCAGAAAUCCUGUGUGAGCCUCUGCUCCCCAGGCGUGAGUCUAGAGAAUAUCUACAGUCUCAUGUUGAGUCUUAUUGGACAGAAACUGAAAGAUUUGGGGGUCCUAAAGAGCAGCAUCACUGAGAGCCACUUCUUCAAGGCGGUUCGAAAGUACUGCCCACAUCAUGUGGGCCAUUACUUGGGCAUGGAUGUUCAUGAUACCCCAGAUAUAUCCCGAUCGCUCCCGCUCCAGCCAGGCAUGGUGAUAACCAUUGAACCAGGCAUUUAUAUCCCUGAGGAUGACUUGAGCACCCCGGAGAGGUUUCGUGGCAUUGGUGUGCGCAUUGAGGAUGAUGUUCUGAUAACAGAGGGUGCACCUCUCAUCUUGUCUGCUGACUGUCCCAAGGAGAUCUACGACAUCGAGCAGAUCUGUGGCCGCAAGUCAUGAUGCCCCUUCUCUGCCUGUUUCAUCUUCUUUGGGAGAAGCAAGGCUCCAAGGAUGCACAUCCCUGUAGUUGUCAAGUGCUGAAAGGUGUGGACAGUUGAUGGCUGUUUCUAAGACAGGCUGGGUGAAAAAGCAAAGCAACCUUUUCUGUGUGCAUUUUCCUUCUGAUUUGAUUAGUGCUGAUGCUGAGCUGUUGUAGGACAUGGGGAUGGGUUCAUCCCUCUUCUGUGCAGAUCCAGUUGUUCUGGUGCCCUUGGAGGGGUGAAUUUUAUCAGUGCCACCAGCAGGGCUUCUGCCCCGGUCCCUCUCCAGGUGCAUAGGUGUAGCUGCUGAGACAGGCCUGCACCCCGUUUUUUCUCCUUCAGCAGUAGUUUCACAAUAGAUUUUAAAAAUGAAGCUUUGAUAAAUGCUGUUUUAGGGGGAUAAAGUGUGUCAGACAGCUUUGAUUUUUAUAGAGCCCUGGAAGGAGGGGUUUUGGUAGUCAGGAAGAUGGGUUUGGUUGGGAGGUAGUUUUAUCUGAAGCCUGUGGAGAACACCUACAGUAUUUUAAGUGUAAGGAUGUGUUUGGGCCUUGUGCAGGCAUAUGAAAAAUAGGCCAGCAGCAGGGAAAAACGUCUUUUCUGGUCUUUGAGCUUAUUGGAGUGUUUGGUAAUUUCAGAAAGGACAGACAGGACUCAGAAGGUUGGACAUACCAGUUUUUGCUGUCUUCCACAUUCUCUUCUUUUUGUUCUACAUGUGUGUCCUGUUCUGAGCCCGCCUCUACCCUGGGAGCAGGGCAGUGUUGUCUGUGCUGUGCUUUAUUGGUGAGCUGCUGGUUGUCACCUAGAUGUGAGGUUUCCAAUUCUGGGACACUCACAAUAUAUUUCUGGUUUAUGCUGUAAGUACCAGCAACUUCAGCAGUGUAUGUUUUGAAGACUCUGCCCUAUGGCAAGUCUCGAGUCUUUCUAUGGCUUUUAUAUGGAAUUUAAAGUAAUUCUCUUUUUCAAAACUCUGAGGGCAUGAUCACAGCUGCCUUUUGGGUUUUGCCAAGUGCAGUCAGUAACUAAUGCUCUGUGAUAAUAUUUUUGAGGCAGCUGCAAAUGUGAUAAGUGGCUAUGACAGAUGACAAGAAAAGGGUAAGAGUUAUCUUUCCUUAACAUCAGUCUAAAGCACAGACCAAAGUUUACAGUAGUAAAUUCACCUACUAGAGGCAAACAUGGCAUCUGUUUAUUUAUUGAAAAUAUUUUGACAAUCAGCUAUCUAAUGUGUCUGAAAAAUGCCUCUCAUCAGUGCAUGUCCUGUAAUUUAUGCUUGCUGUUGCAUCACAUUAUACUUCCUUUCUGAUGAUAGCUUUCAGUAUUUUUCAUCUGUUAUUCUCAAUUUUCCUUCUUUUUCUUUUCUCUUCCUGUAUUGUCUUGUCUUUGACCCACUGUAAUGUGACUGCGUCCUAAUCCAUUUUGCUUUCUAAUCAACAUCACUGCCUCUUCCCCAGUUUACCCUAAUUCCCCAGAGUAAAUGUAGUCAGAAGCAUGUGGGGAAGGUAGUCAGGGUUCCUGAGGUCGACCUCUGUCUCUGCUGCUAUGUAACCUUGAGCAAAAUCUGGGGGGUUUCUCUUUUUUUUUAUUCUUCUCAGUGUUUCAUUUCACUUAGUGAAGGCCAAAUGGACAGUGUCUUUUGUCUGUCAUUGCUUUUAGUGGAAGCUGGGUGCAUGCACUGGGGUUUGAAUUGGGCACUUGAAGGGCAGCCAAGACAUGCUAUAAUUUUGUUUUUCAAACAUGAUGAAAAGUAACUGCUUUUACAGAGUAUAGUAUAUCAAGUUUCACCUGGUUAAGGGAAUCCGCUAAUGGAAUCUGUUUGGUGCUCAUGCAUUACGGUGGUACAUACAGUAUAAAUUGUUAGCAGGAAGGCAUGUUAAGUGUGGGUACAGAACUGAUGAAUACUUUUGAUGUGGUUCUGGUCUGUAACACGUUUGUGGUUUCAAUUACACCUGUUGGAGCCAUGUGAACUGAGACAAAAAUUGGCUUUUGGAAUUAUGUGAGAGGCUUAAAAUAACAUUAACUGAGAGCUACAUGUGUGUGCUGGUCUGCACAUCUGCCCGUGAACUAGCCAAGUUAAUAAUUGUACCUACUAUAAAUAACACUUUGAAAUGCAUAUUUGAAACUUAUUUUUAAAAGAAAACAAUUUGUAGAAAGUAGUUUGUUAAGCCAUCAAGAUACAUGGCUACUGAAUAGAUAGAAACACCUCCAGAAAGAGUAUUAUUUUCCAGGGAGAUUUAUAAAUUAUCUGUAACCUGUCUUGAAUUUGAAAUAACAUUGUCAAAUGGAGGCACGCAGUAGUUCCUACUCCUCUCAGAAAUAUCUUGCAACUUGCAGACACCAUUAGAUCUUAGGAAUGUUAUGGAUGAAAGUUUCUGCCAGUAAAGAAGUGUUUGUGACUGCUGAGUGGGGAGUAAUGGAUUUGCUAGGGCUGUUGUGCCCUACUGUGCCACAUAUAUCUGAUUUGCUGUGCAUUGCUCCACAUUCUGUAGUUCUGGCACAGCACUCAGCCAUUUCUGCAGCAUAAGCUGCUGCUAAUGUUUUGAAUCUGUUGUUCCAUUGUCGUGGUAAAGAAGAGUGCAUUUUGCAGAGUGUAUUAAAUUUGAGUCUUAUCAACCUGCAUUUUUUGAAGGCUUUUUCUCAGUCAUUGCAGAGGUGGAUAACCAGAGUAUCAUCUGGAACCUACACAUAUGCUGCAGUGUCCCUUGAAUACAACCAAAUCCAUGCACAUUUUACAUGACCUUCAUCAAGAAACUGUAAAGAAUCCCUUCUCCACCCGUGUGUACCUCCUCACUAGCCAAUCCCAUACUGCCAGUUUUAGUCUCUCUGCCGUAGAAGAGAUUCCUCGCUCUAACCACUUGGGUGCAGGAGCAGCUCUUGGUGGCAGUACAAGUCACCAGCUGCUUCAUGAGGGCGUUGGUGCGAUCACUGGAAGCGAAAGGGGAGCUGAGGUAUAUGCAAGUUCACUUGGGGAGAGAUUUUAUUGCAACUGGUCUUAAGGGUAUCAGAAUUAAGAGAAAAUGAAAGCCAGUCACCCCUAUGGAAAAGCUGCUUUGCUUUCAGAGGAAGCCCGGGAGGCUUUUGGCAUUGCCAUUUCAACUUCUACCAGGGGACUGCUUUGCCUUGCAGAGAACUAGUUAGUAGUAAAAUCCUGUUGUUAACAUAUGGUCUGAGCAGAGGUGCUAAUUCGCAGGUAUGCUUCUGUCGUCCAAGUGGAAAGAAAUUUGUCGUUUUAUGCAAUUUGGCAUUCUGUUAUCUGUGAAGAAUACAAUAUGUCUUUCCUAUAAUUGAAUUCUGCAAAGGAGCCUGGUGGUGUAGGAAGAGGCAAAUUGAGGGAGCAUGUAAAAGAAAAUGAAGGUGGAGGUUUGGGGGAAUAUACAAUGCAAUGGGGAAGAUUCAGGGAAAGAGUGUGAUCUGGAGCUGUGGGGAUGUGUACAGGUGGAUGCAAGAGCAAGCAGAGAACAGCAGGGUGUAAAAUGGCUGUGCAGUGUGUUGUCAGUAUGGUGCAAAAGCUUCAGGAAACUGGUUAACCAGCAGGUCCUGAUCGAUUUGUCCUGCUCAGGAGGGGGAAACAAAGGAGUCAGAUUGUAUUGAUGAAGUUGGUCUUAACAGUUAGUUUAAUUAUUUCUUUUAAAAAUCAAUAGAAUUAUCAUAUGAGAAAGUUUCUUGAAGUUUCAUGUUAUUGAUCAUGUGUCAUAUUUUAAAUAAUGUGAAGGAGAAAAGGUACAUUUCUAGACAGAAUCUUCAUUAUGAUGGAGAGAGCAAGGCUGAGGUUACCUGCUCUUAUGCUUCCCAAAUUACUGCUGUGGAAAUUUAGUAAUUACUCCCAGGAGAAUUACCAUAAAGCAGAAAGAGUUAGGGUUAAAUUUAGACAAAAAUCUAUACAAGAUAAGUGACAAAAAUGCUUUAAUAAUGAUGAGAUGCUUUAAUACUUUGUGUAAUUGGAUAACAAAACUCUACACUGCAAUAAAUUGACAUUUUUUAUUUCUUUUGA
This is a messenger RNA of Pezoporus occidentalis (night parrot), 5857 nucleotides long. It is a transcript of the gene XPNPEP3, whose product is annotated as X-prolyl aminopeptidase 3. Gene Ontology annotation, molecular function: metalloaminopeptidase activity; manganese ion binding. The transcript has 9 exons. The record is from RefSeq and is a predicted model, not a curated record. Gene Ontology annotation, cellular component: mitochondrion. Gene Ontology annotation, biological process: proteolysis. Bases 326 to 1852 code for a protein of 508 amino acids. Lineage: Eukaryota; Metazoa; Chordata; Aves; Psittaciformes; Psittacidae.